Molecule: messenger RNA, 4240 nt
Organism: Aedes albopictus (Asian tiger mosquito)
Lineage: Eukaryota; Metazoa; Arthropoda; Insecta; Diptera; Culicidae
Exons: 2
Coding region: 1227-4238 (1003 amino acids)
Molecular function (GO): catalytic activity
Source: RefSeq, a predicted model, not a curated record
UGUUGAACUGCAUGUCUAAAGUGUUAAACCGUAUCAUCAGUAUAAACACUCGUUCCCAGUGCUAGUGCCCAUCGAGAAAUCUAUUCAUUUUGUGUCGGCAGCUGCGCGGUGAUAAAGAUCUGAUUGAUCACCAUAUUUUCAUUCGUGCUAUACUGCAGUUCGUUGUGGAUUCCAUCCGUUAUUCGUGCCAUACUGCGUUUCGUUGCGUACUCCAUCUCCGCUAUACUGCGUUUCACCGUGAAUCGCUUCUAACGCGAUAAGAGUAUCUCCACCGGUGUUCUAUAUCAAUAUCGAGUUCGACGAAAAGGUGUAAUUAUGGCGAAACUACUUUGCGGAGAGUGUAAACAAGAGAUUAACGAUCUCGAACCAAUUCGUUGUGGUUUCUGCGAGGCCUCGUUCCACAUCAAUCAACAGUGUUGUGGAUUAAAUUGUCGCACCAUGAAAGACGCGUUUGCAUCAGGGAAGGCAAUGUUUAUUUGUUCCUUCUGCAGAAGUAAGCUAAACGGUCGUUCCAUUGAAGCCUAUAUUGCUGACAACUGCAACCGCCAACAAGAAGCAAUGCCACCGCUUGCCGAUGUACCAAAACAAGUACAGGAGCUGUUCACAGUGGUCGAAAAACUGAGCCAGAAAAUUGACAACUUUACUGGUCAGUCGACCCAACCAUCCCAAUCACUUGGUAUUUCCUCGCCGUCAGCAUGGCCUAGACUCGGUGUUAAACGCCGUCGAGAAGAUCGAAGGCCGGACGUGUCGGUUCCCGCUGUAAGCGGUACGAAGACGAUCGAUCUAAGCGAGAUCCAACUGUCUGUGCCGUCUAUCACGAAAGCCCCGCUACCGGAACAGUUUUGGUUGUAUAUGACUGGAUUGAAUCCGCUAAUUACCGAUACCGACGUGCAAAAAAUAGUUUCGCGAUGCCUGAAUAUUUCUGAUGGUGCUGAGGUUGCGCGCCUUGUUCCCAAAGGGAAAGACGUGUCAACUUUGACAUUUGUAUCCUACAAAAUCGGAUUAGAUCCUGCUCUAAAGGAAUUAGCUCUGGAGCCUUCAUCCUGGCCUGUUGGAAUACGUUUAAGAGAGUUCAUUGACUACUCAAAAAACUGAUUCAAAACUCAAACACCACUCAACAAUCCGUUGACCAUUUCCCACAACACUCCCGUUUAAAAGAUGAGCUAGGCUCAUUGAAUCACCGAUACCAGCCAGUUUCAACACCAGGAUGCACGCCUGCAAGCCUCAUGGGAGCCCCUAAUCCCCUCGUCACAGUCGAGCCCUUCCUGCCAGCGUCCCGCAGCCAUCCUGGUCCUGUGUACGAGUGUGGAGAGGGGGUCUUCCAACCCGUCCUCGCAGGCAAGUACAUUUCCGAUGAACAUCCUUCCCUUCUGGUAACUCGCACCCCUUUUGGCAGUUCUUCUUGCACUAGUUUUGGACCCAGCACAACAACGUGUCCCGAGAUCAUUUCAAACGACCGCAUAAUACCUCCAUCUUCAAGCCAGCCAUCUUCUGCAGUGGUUUUAACCCCGGGAUGCACGCCUGCAAGCCUCAUGGGAGCCCCUAAUCCCCUCGUCACAGUCGAGCCCUUCCUGCCAGCGAUCCGCAGCCAUCCCGGUCCUGUGUACGAGUGUGGAGAAGGGGUCUUCCAACCCGUCCUCGCAGGCAAUUCAUCUUGCACUGGUUUUGGACCUAGAACAACAACGUGUCCCGAGAUCAUUUCAAACGACCGCAUCAUACCUCCAUCUUCAAGCCAGCCAUCUUCUGCAGUGGUUUCAACCCCGGGAUGCACGCCUGCAAGCCUUAUGGGAGCCCCUAAUCCCCUCGUCACAGUCGAGCCCCUCCUGCCAGCGAUCCGCAGCCAUCCCGGUCCUGUGUACGAGUGUGGAGAGGGGGUCUUCCAACCCGUCCUCGCAGGCAAGUACAUUUCCGAUGAACAUCCUUCCCUUCUGGUAACUCGCACCCCUUUUGGCAGUUCUUUUUGCACUAGUUUUGGACCCAGCACAACAACGUGUCCCGAGAUCAUUUCAAACGACCGCAUAAUACCUCCAUCUUCAAGCCAGCCAUCUUCUGCAGUGGUUUCAACCCCGGGAUGCACGCCUGCAAGCCUCAUGGGAGCCCCUAAUCCCCUCGUCACAGUCGAGCCCUUCCUGCCAGCGAUCCGCAGCCAUCCCGGUCCUGUGUACGAGUGUGGAGAAGGGGUCUUCCAACCCGUCCUCGCAGGCAAGUACAUUUCCGAUGAACAUACUUCCCUUCCGGUAACUCGCACCCCUUUUGGCAGUUCAUCUUGCACUGGUUUUGGACCUAGAACAACAACGUGUCCCGAGAUCAUUUCAAACGACCGCAUCAUACCUCCAUCUUCAAGCCAGCCAUCUUCUGCAGUGGUUUCAACCCCGGGAUGCACGCCUGCAAGCCUUAUGGAAGCCCCUAAUCUCCUCGUCACAGUCGAGCCCUUCCUGCCAGCGACCCGCAGCCAUCCCGGUCCUGUGUACGAGUGUGGAGAAGGGGUCUUCCAAGCUCCGUUUACAGGCGAGUACACUUGUAAUCCCAGCAACUGUCUCUCUGUGCCCGUUGUUCCAUAUUCCAGAAUUUCAAACACGCCAUCGAAUACCACGGUUACAAAUCCGGUGUUUAAUGAUACCUUGCUGAUUUAUUAUCAGAACGCUGGAGGAAUGAACUGCGACGUUACCAAAUACUACCUAGCAACAUCCGACGGCUGCUACGAUGUUGUAGUACUGACCGAAACCUGGCUUGAUCCCCGAACGACAUCCAGUUCGGUUUUCGGUCCCGAUUACGAAGUAUUUCGCUGCGACCGGAGCCCCAGAAACAGCCGCAAACUAACAGGUGGUGGUGUCCUCAUAGCUGUGAAGAAGACACGCAGGGUCACCAAUAUCCAAAACGACCUAUGGGGAAGCGUCGAGCAAGUGUGGGUGCGUAUCCAGCUGUCAAACCGCUCUAUCUUCCUUUGCGGAAUCUACUUCCCGCCAGAUCGUAUACGUGAUGAAUCAUUGAUCGAUACGCAUAACCUGUCUAUUAUGUCAGUUGUCGAAACUGCCUCAGCUACGGAUGAAAUCAUCGUCAUUGGGGACUUCAACCUACCUGGAAUUUCAUGGCGGUCGUCCUGCAAUGGGUUUCUCUAUCCCGACGUCGAACACUCCUCUAUACACAACGGUGCUUCCAAACUCCUCGAUUGUUACAGUACCGCUACGCUAAGACAGAUUAAUCAAGUGACUAAUGAAAACAACCGCUGUUUGGAUUUAUGUUUCGUUAGCGCUCAAGAAGAAGCUCCAGUUAUUAUCGAGGCUCCGUUACCUUUGGUCAAAGAUGUCAAUCACCACAAAGCGUUAGUUAUCACACUCCAUGAUCACCAGAUUAGCUUGGCGCAAUCGAUCAGUUCGGUUUUUUACGAUUUUCGUAAAGCCGACCAUCAGAGCAUUAUCGAAUACCUGGCAGCUAUUGACUGGAACGAUGUUCUCGAUGAACGUGACGUGGACAUUGCAGCGCGGACUCUCUCGCACAUUCUGGGACAUAUCGUCGAUAGGCAUGUGCCUAAAAAGAUUCGCGCCAACAAUGACCAUCCAUGGAUAUCUCGCGAUCUGCGCAGGAUGAAGACAACGAAACGAGCAGCACUUACGCGUUAUUCGAAAUACCGGACCUUCUCUCUCCGUGAGCACUAUACCAGACUGAACUCGGCGUACAAGGUCGCUAGUCGUCUGUGUUUUAAUCGAUAUCAGCGCAAAAUUCAGCAAAAUCUGAAGUCCAAACCGCAGGAGUUUUGGAGGUUCGUGAAUGAAAAGAGGAAAGAAUCUGGUCUUCCUACGACGAUGACUUUGGACGAAAAGGUGGCAUCCACACCAGACACUAUUUGCCAGCUUUUUGCAGAAAAGUUCUCCAGCAUUUUCUGCAAUGAAACUCUUCCGGCAGCGAUUAUUGCUGAGGCAGCAAAUAAUGUUCCUUUGGUAGAGGACACUUGGGCCAACUUUGUUGUCGAUGCGACAAUGAUUUGCGAUGCGGCUGCGCGGUUAAAAACAUCCACGAAACCCGGGCCGGAUGGAAUUCCUUCUGAUUUUCUGAAAAAGCACAUUGAAAGUUUGCUGAUUCCCAUACUGCACGUGUUUAAUCUCUCGUUGUCCAAUGGAGUGUUCCCAUCAAUUUGGAAAACGUCUACGAUGUUCCCUGUGUACAAGAAAGGCGACCGGCAAAAUGUCACUAUCGGGGUAUUUCGUGUCUAUGCGCGAUCUCCAAACUGUUUGAAUUAGUU